Aspergillus aculeatinus CBS 121060 is the source of this 1120-nucleotide messenger RNA. RefSeq names its product PITH domain-containing protein. NCBI's taxonomy places the organism in Eukaryota, Fungi, Ascomycota, Eurotiomycetes, Eurotiales, Aspergillaceae. The record is from RefSeq and is a predicted model, not a curated record. Bases 256 to 924 code for a protein of 222 amino acids. Gene Ontology annotation, cellular component: nucleus. The transcript is spliced from 3 exons.
UAAAACUCAACAUAAAUGAUAAGUGUCUUGCUGGGUUUAAAGACAGUGAAUUGUUGAGCUGAUGUGAAUGAAUGGGUGAAUUAGCCGAACAAUCAAAGGUCGCGUUGAACUCGCUGAACAUCUUGCCUGUUUUCAUAUUCAUCGUGCUUGCCCAAGGUUCCCUCGGACCACCGCCUCUUACUCCAACUAGCUUCUUAGCCUCGACCUUUCGUUUUCUGAAGCGACCACCAGGAGAUUCGAGCGUCAAUUUGCGACAUGUCGGGUCAUCACCAUCAUCACGGCCACGGCGGCGGACAUUGCCAUGACGAAGACGGUCACGACCACUCCAAUGACAUCACCCCAGCCAUUCAAUCGCUUCUUUACUCUCAGGUUCAGUUCGACUCUAUCACAACACUCAACGAGGCGACGCCCAAGUCCGGUGCUGCGAUCGUUAAGAAAACAUGGGCGGAGAGACUCGACGACGAGCCGGAGCUCGAAAGCGAUACCGAUGAGCAGCUCCUGAUGUACAUUCCCUUUACCGGCCAAGUCAAAGUCCACUCUCUGCUGGUCUACACCGCGCCCACUCCCUCCGCCCCCAAGACGCUGAAACUGUUCAAGAACCGGGACGACAUCGACUUCGCAACCGCGUCCGAGCUGUCGCCCACCCAGACGAUCGAGAUCCCCCAGCCGGUGGCCGGCGCCGAUGUCUUUGAGAUCCCCCUGAACCGCGCGCACUGGAAUGCCACCACCUCCAUCACGCUGUUCUUCGAGGAUAACUGGAGCGAUGGCGAGGAAGACGUGACCAAGGUCGGCUACGUGGGAUUCAAGGGGACUUUCAUGGCGCUGAAUCGCGAGCCCGUUAACUUCCUGUACGAGGCCGCGGCCAAUCCGAACGACCAUGUCGCCAUUCAGGGCGUCAGCGGCGUGGGCAGUCGAAUCCUGUGAGGAUGGUGAUUUACCGUUGUUGCUGUUGCUGUUGCCUGUGCCUGUUGAUGCGAUGCGGUGCAGUGGGUGUUGUGUUGAUUUGUGAUCGUGCUUUCUCUGGUUAUGGAGCUGGACUCUAUCCCCAAUGCUAGUCUGAAUCUCAGCUCAUGCAUGUUUGUAACAUGGAACUAACUGGAGCUAUCUAAUGAUAUGAUGG